Molecule: messenger RNA, 3409 nt
Organism: Crotalus tigris (Tiger rattlesnake)
Lineage: Eukaryota; Metazoa; Chordata; Lepidosauria; Squamata; Viperidae
Product: discoidin, CUB and LCCL domain-containing protein 1-like
Exons: 15
Coding region: 122-2227 (701 amino acids)
Source: RefSeq, a predicted model, not a curated record
GCCAAUCGCGCGAGGCGGGGGUCGAAGCGCGCGCGCUCCGGCCGCCGCCAGCUGCAGACGGGCGCUGUUCGGCCGGUGGAGGCGAUCGAGCGGGCGGAUCCUGCCGAGGCGCCGACCGACGAUGCGUCGGGGGCUCCGCGGUGCGCUCCGGCUGCUCCAGCUGCUGUGGUGGCCCCUGGACCUCUCGACGGCCAGCAAUCAGACGGGGGACGGUUGUGGUCAUUCAGUGCUCACAUCUUACAGUGGGACAUUGUCUUCCAAGAACUUUCCAGGCACGUAUCCAAACUCGACUUCUUGCAAGUGGCAAAUUCACGGAGCAGCAGGCAGCCCCCUCAGCCUGGCAUUUGGAGACAUGGACAUCGAAGCCUCCGAACAAUGCAAAUAUGGCUUCUUGUUGCUUUCAUCUCCCUCAGAUGGUUCCAGCUUUGGUCCAUACUGUGUCAGUGCAUAUCCUCCUCACUCAGUCUUGGUAAUCAAUUCCACCUCCAUAACCAUCUUAUUCAACAGUACAAAACAUCGCUCAGGUCGUGGCUUCCUUCUUUCUUAUGCCAGUGGCAACCGGUCAGAUUUGAUUUCAUGCUUGCAAAAAGGCAUCCAUUAUAACACAGAACAAAUCAGAGCUUAUUGUCCUGCAGGCUGCAAGAGAGUGGCUGGUGACAUCUGGGGAAAUGUGAAUCAAGGAUACCGAGAUACAUCUGUUCUUUGCAAAGCAGCUGUCCAUGCUGGUGUAAUCUUGGACGAGCUGGGGGGACCAAUUGUGGUAUCACAAGAGAAAGGAGUCACUCUUUACAAAUCUAGUGUUGCCAACGGACUGCAUUCAAAAAGGGGAUCAUUAUCAGAAAAGCGCCUUAUUUUUCACAAAGACUGUGCCAGGGCUUUGGAAGUUGCCAGCUUCAAUGCUUCAUCCUGCUGGCAUGAGCAGAACAUGCUGGGAGACCAUCAUGCUUGGGCCGCUGUGCGAGCAGCUUUUGCUGCUGAUGGUUCGUCUUGGGCAGCAGAUCACAGCUCUGCAAAUGAAUGGCUGGAAAUAGAUUUGGGUGGAAAGAGGAACAUCACAGGAAUUGUCACCAAGGGGUCUUCCCAAAGAUACAAUUACUAUGUCAAAUCCUACCAGGUUCAGUUCAGCAGAGAUGGCAAGAAUUGGAAGACCUACAAAUCCAGCAGCACCAAUGAGGAAAAGAUCUUCGAAGGCAACAGUGACAAUUACCAGGAAGUCUCCAACGCCUUUAUCCCACCCAUCCUGGCCCGUUACCUGCGCGUUGUACCCCAGAGCUGGAACCAGAGAGCUGCACUGAAAGUAGGGGUGCUUGGAUGCCAAACCCUUCGUCAGAAAAACAAUGGGGCUGAAGGCCAGAAUAACCCAAAGGUGUUCCUUGGGGUGACCAGCACCCCAACCAUUUUCACAACAAUCCCAGGGAUAGUGAUCAAUCCAGAAAAAACAGGUCCUCCAUUACUGGUGGUGCUCCUAGCUGGAGGUUCACUUUUGAUUGCCGCCACUGUCUUGCUGCUGGUCUUUCUCUGUUAUAAGAAGAGGAAGGCACCAAUCCAGAAUGAUGGCAGCUUUAUAAAAGGUUACUUGAUACCAGAAGCCAGCCAGGUAUGUUCCAGGGGGAACUUGCAACUGUCUGCCUCUGAAAUUGCCUCCUUUCCUGGGCCAGCAACGCCGGUAGAUCUUACUGGAGCUCAGUCACCAGAAUAUGCUGAGCCAGACCUGGUUCAAGUCAGCCCUGGCUGCCAGUUGGCCCCAUCCACUUUCAAGCCAGCCAUGGACGAAGGUUACACUCUGCCCCUAGUGGUGAAUCCCUACGAUGUUCCAGGCAAGCAGCAUGAAUACACGGAGCCCUUGCCCAUGGAACCGGAGUACGCCACCCCUUUCGUUGAGCAGCCUGCAGAACUGGGGAGAGGCCCUUGCAGGAUGAACCUCGGUGUCCAAAUGCUCCCUUUCUCUGAAAGACUGGGGGGCUCUCUAGCUCCACUGGGGCUCCACAAAUCUUCACUGCAAUAUGAUUUCCCAACUCAGUGGCUGACAGAGAAAUUGGACAACCAAGCAGGUGACACCAGCCAGCAGGAAAGAUCUAGCCAAACUGACCUUGGCUGCCUGCCGCUGCCGCCUCCUCCUCCUCCAAGCGAAUGGAUUCCAAGCCCAGGAGAUACCGCCUCAUUUCAGGGCCGCCAUUUCCAACAGAGAAAUUCCCCCUAUGAACUUGUCUAUCACAAACCCUUGUGAGUCCUGCAGGAAGGAAACCUUCCAAUCAGGCUGCUGUGAAAAAGGCUUUAGGGAAGGACCCAAAGCUCCACUCCUUCAAGUUCAAAUUGACAUGUUCUAUCAUAGUUCUUCAGUGUUGUCGAUAAAGGUAAGGCCAACCAAUUGCUGCCCAGUUCUUUUUUAAGCAAGGAGACUCCAGUAAAUAAAACUGUGGCCUUCUUUCUAUGGGGCAGCGAGUGGCUCAGUGGUUAAGACGCUGGUCUUUUUGGCUGGGAAGUCGGCAGCCCAGAUUUGAGACCCAAGCUCCAUGCGACAGAGUGAGCUCCCUUUCUUGCUCCAGUUCCUGCUAACCUAGCAGUUCAAAAGCAUUCAAGUAGAUAAAUAGGUACCACUUGGUGGGAAGGUAACAGAGCUCCAUGACAUCAUGCUGGCCACAUGACUUGGGAAAUAUCUUUGGAUAGCGCUGGCUCAAUGGCCUUGAAAUGGAGAUGAGCACCCCCCCACACACAAUUGGCAAUGACUGACAGAGUAAAAUCUUCAGGGACUCCUUUACCUUCUUCCUAUGAAAUCUGCAUUCAGCAUCUUGCUGUGCUCCUAGAAUGAUCUUGAUGUUUUGCAAAGAACAAUAUGUCACCAUCUUUCCCUCGAUGUGCAAACGUCCACCGGUGGAGGAAUUAAAUCUAGCUUUGAGACUGAUGAUAAAAUUGUAUUUUCCAGUUAGACUGGUUUGGAGAACACAUGACAACCAGACAAAGGAACCCAAUUUUUUCUCCUCAUAUAUCUUACUGCUACCUCCUAAGAUUUUCCAUCUGAGGACAUUGCCUUACUCUACCUAACAACAGGAUCAGCUGAUUACAUCUACAAAGGACAAUCCUUCAUUUGAUCCAUGCUUACUUUCCCUGCCCAAGCUGGGGAACUUUCUAACUAAGUCUCAGGUUGUUAAACUCAUGAGAAUGACAAGUAUUCCAACAAUCUUUGUUUGCCUGCAUUGUAAUCCAAAAACAACAAUGAGGCGUGGGGAUGUAGAUUGCAUUUAUAAUUUCUUUUGGCUGCCUUGCAGAUAUUAAGAACAGAUGUACAGUACAUCAUGUUAUGAGAUUCCCAGCUGAAGGAAAAGAGCGAAUCUUCAUUCAGCAGAGCUCAUUAAACUUACUUUCUAUUCUUAUUCCCUUGAAAAAAACUUUGUAAAUCAAAUUUUAAAAA